AUUCACGGUUUUGUUUAUUUCUCAUACGUGCCUUAUUUAGCUCUCAUUUGGUUUAUUAGACAACUUUCAACGUUCCAGUUUGUGGUUUAAAAAAAAAAUAAAAGUGAAUGUAAAUGUAAAUAAAUGGAGAUUUAACACGCAUCACACUCUUACGCGACAUCACAAUGGGUAUCACUGGUUUGAUACCAUUUUUAGAGAAGGCAUCUUCGAAAGUGCACCUGAAGGAUAUACGCGGCAGCACUGUGGCUGUGGAUACCUACUGCUGGUUGCACAAAGGAGCUUUUGGCUGUGCUGAGAAGUUGGCGCGUGGCGAGGACACCGAUCAAUAUAUGCAGUAUUGCAUGCGUUAUGUUGAUUUGUUGCUGAGUUACGACAUAAAACCGAUUCUAGUGUUUGAUGGCCGCCACCUGCCCGCAAAAGAACUUACUGAACGACGGCGGCGCGACAGCCGUAAGAAUUCGCGCAAACUGGCCGCAGAGCUGUUGCGUAAGGGAGAUAAGGAAGGAGCUCGUUCGCAUAUGCGACGCUGCGUAGAUGUUACACAUGAAAUGGCGUUGCGUGUGAUACGCGAGUGUCGGCUGCGAAAUGUUGAUUGCAUUGUGGCGCCCUAUGAAGCGGAUGCACAAAUGGCCUGGCUAAAUAAGAUCGAUGUGGCACAAUAUGUUAUAACCGAAGAUUCCGAUCUGACAUUAUUUGGUGCAAGUAGAAUAAUAUUCAAAUUGGAUUUGACUGGUGCUGGGUUGUUGGUAGAAGCAGAUAAAUUUUAUCUGGCAAUGGGUUGCAGUAAAGAGCGAUACAAUUUUGAGAAGUUUAGACGCAUGUGCAUACUAUCUGGUUGUGAUUAUUUGGACUCACUUCCUGGAAUUGGAUUGGCAAAAGCAUGUAAAUUUAUACUCAAGACCGAACAAGACGAUUUGUGGAAGGCGCUGAAGAAAAUACCAACAUAUUUGAAUAUGAAAAACUUGCAGGUGGAUGAUGAAUAUAUUGAGCAAUUCCUUAGAGCAGAUGCGACCUUUAAGCAUAUGUAUAUUUAUAAUCCUAUUGCGCGGCGUAUGGAACGUUUAUAUGAGCUAAGCGAUUUCGAAACAGAUGAACGCUAUUGUUGUAACGCUGGCGUACCGAUCGAGGAAGAUGAGCGGGCUUUGCAUCUCGCAUUGGGAAACUUAAAUCCAUUUACAUUCAAACAAUUAGACAACUGGCAUCCGGAUAGAAAUUUCGGACAUGCACAGGCAACUAAUAAAAAAAUUAAACGUGCCAAGCAUAAAAGUAUUUGGCAAGGAAAUUAUCAGCCAAAAACCGCCGCAUCCAUUGAUGUAGACAAAGAUGACAAAUGUGCUUUGCAUUUUAGAAAAGUAGAUUUCAUCAGUAAAACUAUUGAUGAAGAAAUAACAGAAAAUGCGCGUGCGGAACAUGCAAAACCUGAAGAAGCAGAAAUUUUCUCAAUGUACCAGGACAAGGCUGGUAAGCUUAUAGCGCCAAGUAGUAAGCGUCGGCGCCAGAGUAGUGAAAGCAAUGACGAUGGUUCGGAUAAUAGUAAUGAGCCAGAAGCAAUACAGAGCCCGCUUGCAAAAGUAGUGCACAAUACUCAUAAUCCUUUUGCGAGACCACAACUAAUGGCUGCAUCGAGAGCCAGUAGGUCAGGAACGAUUUGCGAAAAUCCGUCUUUAUUGAAAGUAUUAAGUCCCAAGAAAGUACGUGAUGCAGCUAAUACAGAAAGUAUACAUCUAAAAAGUCCAAAGAGUCCGCUUGCUAGACGGCUGGAAAGAGUAACAGUAAAAAGUCGUUUUUUUGCUAAUAACAUUAAUGAAGUUAAUACAACUAAGAAGAGCGUUAGUAGAGAUUUGUCUGCUGAAAUUAAUUCAAUCGAAAAACAAUCACGAGAGCAAGAACAAACGCGCGCGUUGCUUUAUGACUCGCCAUCACCCAAGAAAAACUGGAAAGUUGGUGUGGAAACUAACACUGCCAUAGACAAUGAUUUUACUCUAGAAACCAACAUUAGUGAUCGAAAGGAAUUAGAUAGUGUUGAGUUGAGUGACGAAAAUACAAGUGUUUCGAAAUUGGAUACCAGUUUUAUGGAAGACAGUGAAAGCAAGGACAGCUUGAAGAGUACAAUAACGCUAUCCGAUGAAGAAGAUGAUGGUGUCUAUAAUAAGACCAGUCAAAAGAUAACACCAACGUUAAAAUCAUCAAUCUAUUCGUUUAAGUCACAAGAGAAACAACGUUUGGGUCUUUCAAAAACUAGACCCAAAUUAACAUCGAAAUCACAAAAGACAAGUGGCAAAUCCAACACAAAGUCGACAAAUGCAACAACUGCUUUACUGCAGAAUCAAACGCGCUUAACAAUGUUUGGUUUCAAAAAGCGACCCACAUUAAAAUAGUAUCUGUGUUUACCUGUUAUUAGUGUAUUAGUGCUACCGUUCAAUUUUUUUAGUAUAAUUUUGAUUUGUUAUCAAGUUUUCACUUGCCGUUUUCUACACAAAGCUAAGCUAAGUCAAUAUAAGGAUGAUUAAAGUAUAAGCAAUUAUUUGUAUUUGAGUGGUGUGAUAUUCAACCACACAAUUUAGUUAAACGAAUAAAUAAAGUCCAAAUGAGAACUGAAACUA
Anastrepha ludens (Mexican fruit fly) is the source of this 2603-nucleotide messenger RNA. It is a transcript of the gene tos, whose product is annotated as exonuclease 1. The record is from RefSeq and is a predicted model, not a curated record. The coding region runs from base 165 to 2378 and encodes 737 amino acids. Gene Ontology annotation, cellular component: nucleus. Gene Ontology annotation, biological process: mismatch repair; DNA recombination. Gene Ontology annotation, molecular function: 5'-flap endonuclease activity; metal ion binding; DNA binding. NCBI's taxonomy places the organism in Eukaryota, Metazoa, Arthropoda, Insecta, Diptera, Tephritidae. The transcript has 2 exons.